AUGGUUGGUGCCGCUAUUUUUUUGUUGGGAGCAAUUCCUGCCUGUUUGGGAGCAGUUCUUCCCAAGAAUAAACCUGAUGACAUGCAUUUAGUGGGCACUCAAAAGGAUAUUAUUCCUUAUUUGGCCGGCGCAGGUCCCUAUUUUUCGUACCCAGUCAAUUACGGAAUUCCAAUUGAAGCUCCAGACCAAUGUGAAUUCAGGCAAGUUCAACUAAUCGGUAGACAUGGUGAAAGAUACCCAACGACCAACAGCGGCAAAAAACUUUUGAAACUGUACAACACUUUGAGAAAAUACCCUAACAAAUUUAAUGGAUCUCUUGAAUUCAUGAAUGAUUACGAGUUCUUUAUACGUGACCAGAAUGACCUCCAGAUGGAAACGACGCUUUCGAAUUCUGUCAAUUUCGUAAACCCGUACACAGGACAAGCUGAUGCUACGGCUCAUGCUAGAAAGUUCUUGGUUUAUUACAACGAGUUGCUCAAUGCCGCUGAGCAAACUGCUGUUUUUGCCGCAAGCUCCGAGAGAGUCCACGACACUGCGCAGUAUUUCAUCGAGGGCCUUGGAGACAAUUAUAACAUGACUCUGCAAACAGUAAGCGAGGAGCCCAGUGCUGGUGCAAACACUAUUUCGGCGGGUAAUUCUUGCCCUGCCUGGGACGAAGACCUCUAUUCCAAUAUUACUGACGCUUACACGACCAAAUACUUGGAGGACAUUGCCUAUAGAUUGAAUGGCGAGAACCCUGGACUCAACCUAAGUUCCUCUGACGCUUACAACAUGUUUGCUUGGUGUGCUUACGAGCUGAACGCUCGAGGUUACAGUGAGAUCUGUGACGUUUUCAAGAAGGAAGAGCUCAUUCACUAUUCCUACUAUAAUGACCUCACCAGUUUUUACCAAGAUGGCCCUGGUUACCCAAUGAUCAAAGCUGCAGGCUCUAAUUUGUUCAAUGCCUCUGUUGCUCUUCUUCAACAGAGUGAGAGCCUACCCCAAAGGGCCUACAUUGCAUUCACGCACGAUACUGACAUCUUGAAUUACCUGGUCACUAUCGGACUUUUCGAUGAUGGUAAAAUGCUCAGUGCUAAUUCGACUCCUUUCAGAGAACAAGCCUUCCACAGAAGUUGGCAAGUACCUCAGGGAGCCAGAGUGUACACCCAGAAGUAUACCUGUGGAAAUGACUCCUACGUGAGAUACGUUGUCAACGAUGCUGUUAUCCCCAUUGAGACUUGUUCGAGCGGGCCCGGAUUUUCAUGCCCAGAAAAGGAAUUUUACGCUUAUGCUACAGAACGUUUACAAGGUCAAAACUUCUUCCAAGCUUGCAACACUUCAAGUGUCAGCAACGUUACCGAUCUCACGUUCUUUUGGGACUGGGAAGAAAAGCACUACAAUGCAACUUUGCUUAAGCAGUGA
This is a messenger RNA of Lachancea mirantina, 1401 nucleotides long. NCBI's taxonomy places the organism in Eukaryota, Fungi, Ascomycota, Saccharomycetes, Saccharomycetales, Saccharomycetaceae. The record is from the annotation of a GenBank genome assembly.